CUAAACGAAAAACGAACUUAUCAGUUAAUUUCAGCCUACAAAUUACCGUACUAAAACAUUUUCUGAAAAAAGAAAUGUAAUAAGUGUCGAAUACAGAAUAAUUGUCUUUUUCAGGUCGCCUCAUACAAGGAAAUACGAAAGAUGACAACCCUAUAACAACGCUUUCAACCAAAGAAUGGCGAAUAUUAAAAUAUUUUUUUUUGUUCAAGGAUUUAAGUUUUAAAGCUGAGCAAGGGACGCUGCGGUGGGAUCAAAGACUAGCUUUCUAGUUAUUUGCCUUCUUUGUCGGAACUACAAAGGGUGAUGCGACUAUGAAUAUUAUGCUGUGAUUGUGUGCCUGUACUUAAUAGCGGCCGACUCUUUGUUCUAUAUCUUCUGCACAUACCUGAAAAUGCAUUUCCGUAUUCUCGGCAAUGAGCUCAGGAAUGUUGUGACUUCCUCCGUAGAUGACACCAAGAGGAAUAUGAGGAAAUGCGCCAGUAGACACCAACAGCUGAUCGCAUUGGUAAACUUACUGGAGCUAAUAUAUUCAAAAUCAACUCUUUUCAAUAUAAUAAGCAGCUCCAUUUUGUUGUGCUUAAGUGGAUUUAACAUAGCGGUGGUACAGAAGACCAGCGCAGUUCUGACAUUCGCUCCAUUCCUGAUCAUGAGCCUCACACAAGUGUUUCUCAUGUGCUUCUUCGGCGACUUGCUCAUGGCUUCUAGUAUCCAAAUAAGCGAUGCAGUUUACGGCUGUGGGUGGUACGAUGCGGAGCUGUCGAUCAGGAGGAUUGUUCUGAUUAUUAUGAUUAAAUCUCAAAAGCCUUGUAAAGUAACGGCGGCCAACUUCGUAGACCUGAAUCUGGCAGCUUUUACGACGAUCCUGAGCCGGUCGUGGUCCUUUUUUGCUCUUCUGAAAACUAUGUAUAACUAGCUGGUACACGUGUCUUUGUCUGCAUUAUUUAACUGUCAUCUAUACUAUUGUAGUACCUUGUGUAGAUUAUUUUUUCUUUAAGCUUUUUCAACUUCAAUACAUAUCUAGUAUAGAAAAAAAUUGUAUUUUUUUAUCAAGUAACUAUCUAAGUUUUGAAGAUUUUUUCCGACAUCUUUUCAAGGUUGUGAAAAGUUCUCCCGUUUUUGCCGUCGAUCUAUAUGUACUAGCUGACACCGCGCGGUUUCACCCGCGUGGUUCCCGUUCCCGUAAAAAUACAAGGAUAAUAUAUAGCCUUCCUUGAUAAAUGGGCUAUCUAACACUGAAAGAAUUUUUCAAAUCGGACCAGUAGUUUCUGAGAUUAGCGCGUUCAACCAAACAAACUCUUCAGCUUUAUAAUAUUAGUAUAGAUACUAUCAAAAUGUUGAAACUGUUUAGUUUAGGCGUAAUAACGUAAAAGACAGUUAAAUACAUUAAAAUAUAGUCUGGCAAGUUCGUUGAUAACACUCCCAUGAUAUGCGUGCGACGGGGGGAAAGACUACGCGGG
Molecule: messenger RNA, 1457 nt
Organism: Bicyclus anynana (squinting bush brown)
Lineage: Eukaryota; Metazoa; Arthropoda; Insecta; Lepidoptera; Nymphalidae
Product: odorant receptor 85b
Exons: 7
Coding region: 392-913 (173 amino acids)
Biological process (GO): sensory perception of smell; detection of chemical stimulus involved in sensory perception of smell
Cellular component (GO): plasma membrane
Molecular function (GO): odorant binding; olfactory receptor activity
Source: RefSeq, a predicted model, not a curated record